AAUGUGUAUACUGCUAUGAUAUAUCUAGGUGACACCCUAGAUUCCUGUUGUAUAUAAUAGAUAUAGUUACUUUGGUAUCCAAAUAACUGUCUUCCAGCAUAUAGUACUAUAAUUCUCAUUGGUUGAUCCCACUUAACCUAAGGUACCUAUGAAUGUGUACGGUAAACGUAGUUAUAUCGUUACAAUAUGGUGGAUGGGCGGUGGGUGCAGCCACAAUCUGUGGAAGAGGCUAUCGCUUUUGUCAGUAAUAAGUUUGCUGAUAUGGGAGAUGACUUGGCAUUGGUAGAGAAGAAACUGAUUGCUGAAAUGAGUGCGAGAUAUGGCACAGACGUGUUUGACAUCCAUGAAAGAUGCCAGGAAAUACGUAAUCGCGUCACUAAACUCACUAAUGACCUAUGUGAACUGUAUAAAGCGAGGGAACGCCUAGUAAAUGUUAUAGAGAGCCAGCUUAAGCAGUCGUCGAUAAUUCAGAACAUAGAGAAAUUGGUGGACCCUAACAAAGUGGACAGUGACACGCAGCUCCUGGAAAACCUAGGAUUGCAUUACGUGGCAAUGUGGCAUGAAACUGACAGUGACGUUGGUGAAUUAAACGAUGUUGAUCAUAUGGACGGACAACCAUCUCCGGAGGUGAUAAGCAGUGUUGAUACGCUUCCAAAGAUUGAAGCUACUGCCUCGGAGCCAGAAUUUAAACAGGUAUCGCAAGCUCAGUUCGAUGAAAUACCGGCAUUGGUUAAACGACGGGCCAAGUUAGAGCAGAUUAAUGAACUUUAUCAAUUCCUUUUUAAGAAGGCGGUUGAACGCAACAGAUGCCUACCUAUAAAACUUAAAGAAAUAUCGUCUUCGGGGAUACAAGUAUUCGGCCAGACAGGCUCAUCGAAGCUUGCAUCAUUGCGAUAUUUGAAAAUAGUUGAGCUCAGCAACAGAGAUGAAACUGUUACUUUGGUUGACGAUCGGUUCCCCGGUUCGCAGAAUAAGCGCCGGAAGACAUAAAGUUAUC
Molecule: messenger RNA, 997 nt
Organism: Babesia bovis T2Bo
Lineage: Eukaryota; Apicomplexa; Aconoidasida; Piroplasmida; Babesiidae
Exons: 9
Coding region: 187-990 (267 amino acids)
Biological process (GO): chromosome segregation; mitotic cell cycle; cell division
Cellular component (GO): spindle microtubule; outer kinetochore
Molecular function (GO): microtubule binding
Source: RefSeq, a predicted model, not a curated record